This is a messenger RNA of Rhincodon typus (whale shark), 1212 nucleotides long. Its product is annotated as ATP-binding cassette sub-family C member 5-like. The transcript is spliced from 8 exons. NCBI's taxonomy places the organism in Eukaryota, Metazoa, Chordata, Chondrichthyes, Orectolobiformes, Rhincodontidae. The annotation marks the transcript as partial. The record is from RefSeq and is a predicted model, not a curated record. Gene Ontology annotation, molecular function: ATP binding; ABC-type transporter activity. Gene Ontology annotation, cellular component: membrane. Gene Ontology annotation, biological process: transmembrane transport.
ACCAGCUUAUGCAAGCUGAAGAAAAGGCUGGUGGUUCUGUGUCCUGGUCAACCUAUGGAAUUUACAUCGAGGCUGCAGGAGGUAGUCUCGUCUUCUUUGUAAACAUUCUUCUGUUCAUACUGACAGCAGGCAGCAUAGCAUUCAGUAACUGGUGGCUCAGCUAUUGGAUUAAGCAAGGCAGUGGGAAUACACCUGUAACUAAAGGUAAUACAACCUACAUCAGCAACAGCAUGAGAGACCAUCCGAAACAGAACUUUUACACUUGCGUCUAUGCUCUAUCCAUGGUGGCUGUACUACUUUUCAAGGCACUCCGUGGUUACACAUUUGUUAAGUGCACACUUAGGGCCUCCUCCAAGCUGCAUGAUUCUCUUUUUAAGAAAAUUCUGAGGAGCCCAAUGCAAUUCUUCGACACAACGCCUCUGGGUCGCAUUCUAAAUAGAUUUGCUAAGGAUAUGGAUGAAGUGGAUGUGCGACUGACCACACAGACUGAGAUGUUGAUCCAGAAUAUCAUUCUUAUACUGUUCUGUCUUGGUGUCGUCAGUUCCGUCUUUCCGUGGUUCCUCAUUUCAGUGUUACCACUCAGUAUUAUCUUCAUGGUAGUCAACAGAAUAUCAAGGGUUUUAGUUCGUGAGCUUAAGCGUAUGGACAGUAUCAGUCAGUCACCGUUUACAUCCCACAUCACCUCCAGUGUCCAGGGUUUAGCUACUAUCCAUGCUUAUGACAAAGAAAUUGAGUUCCUGCAAAGGUAUCAGGAGCUCCUAGAUUCCAAUCAAGGUCCCCAUUUUCUGUUCAGCUGCGGCAUGCGCUGGCUGGCCGUUCGCCUUGAUCUUAUAAGCAUCAUACUUAUCACCAUUGUGUCAGCAAUGAUGGUUUUCAUGCAUGGAAGAAUUCCGCCAGCUUACGCAGGCCUUGCCAUCUCUCAUGCAGUCCAGCUGACAGGACUGUUCCAAUUUACGGUCCGCUUAGCAUCAGAAUCGGAAGCCAGGUUCACAUCUGUAGAAAGGAUCAGGCAUUACAUAAUGAAUUUGGAAUCUGAAGCACCACCACAUAUUCCAGAGACAGCACCUCCCCCUGAUUGGCCUCAGGAAGGAAAAAUCCAGUUUGAGGAAGUGGAAAUGUGUUACCGUGAUACCUUACCAGUUGUGCUUAAGAAAGUUACAUUUACCAUUAAACCUCGGGAAAAAAUUGGAAUUGUAGGAAGAACAGGAUCGG